GCUUCCUGGAGGAGACAGAGAUCCUGGAAGUGGGCCCCAAGGAGUGAGCAGGGAGGAGCCAGGAGAGGAGGUCCUCGGCUGCGUAAACAACAUCCACCCUGGGAUUCAGGGGCCAGGUGGAUGCGUGGUGAGCAGCUCCAGACUGCUGGUAAGCCAUAAGGGAAAGGGAAGGAGGCUGAGACAUGCCCCAGAGAGUACUCAGGGAGAAGCAGAGAGAGGGAGAGGGGUGGAGAGACCAGCUGCUCCACCUCGCACUUUGGCAGAAAGCAGCCUCCCCCAGUCCCGGGGCUUCCCUUCCCUUCCACCAACACAGGUUAUCUAAAACGGAACCACGUCCCCUGCCCUCAGCUCCUUGCUUCCAGAGGAGGUCUGUGCUGCACUUUCCCGUAAGCCACCACUGGUGACAGAGACCUGGGGGGAGGCCGUGUCGGGACUCCCUGGAUCUGGCUCUGUCAGGGAACGAGCUGGAGGGAUCACCCGUGUUCCAGAUGGUAACACUGAGGCGCAGCCUGGGAGACGCCAGUCAGGGGCACAGCCGAGGUUAACACAGAGGCAAGGGGUCGGCGAGACGGGCUUGGGGGCUGGAAACCGGGGUCCUGUGCUUGUCCCAGCCCUUUCCUGGUUCCCUAGUGGUGCUGUUUCUCAUCGGCUUCGGUCUUCCCUGAGGGGUCACAGGGCCAGGCCGAGACAGGGCUACUGGCGUCACUGGGUGCAGCCUUGCUUUCCCACAGCCAUCCUUCUUCUAGCCCCCCAGCUCCACGUCAGAAACCUGGUCACCCUUCACCCACUUAGCUCAGUCCCGUUGAGGGAUUUAUUACCGGCUGCCCCGCCAUCUGCCCCGCAGUAAUAAAUCAGGGCAGAGCAGAAUCGCAGCCAUCCCGAGUGUGCAUGUAUAAAAGGAGAGGGUGCUUCAGGGGACCCCAGAGCGAGCUGGGCACCCAGGCGAAGUGUGGGCCAGAGCAGCAAGAUGCCUCUCUGGGGACUCCUGCUGGCGCUCUGGGGCUGCAGCACCUUCAGUCUCCCUGCAGACACCGCUGCCUUCAGACGGAUCUUCCUCAAGAAGAUGCCCUCAGUCCGGGAAAGCCUGAAGGAGCGAGGCGUGGACAUGGCCCAGCUGGGUGCUGAGUGGAGCCAGCUCACCAAGACUCUCUCCUUUGGCAACCGCACCUCCCCUGUGGUCCUCACCAACUACCUGGACACCCAGUACUAUGGUGAGAUCGGCAUCGGCACCCCACCACAGACCUUCAAAGUCAUCUUUGACACGGGCUCCGCCAACCUCUGGGUGCCGUCCACCAAGUGCAGCCCCCUCUACACAGCCUGUGAGAUUCACAGCCUCUACGACUCCCUGGAAUCCUCCAGCUAUGUGGAGAAUGGGACGGAGUUCACCAUCUACUAUGGAUCUGGGAAUGUCAAAGGUUUCCUGAGCCAGGACCUGGUGACUGUGGGUGGGAUCACAGUCACACAGACCUUUGGCGAGGUCACGGAGCUGCCCCUGAGGCCCUUCAUGCUGGCCAAAUUUGACGGCGUCCUGGGCAUGGGCUUCCCUGCCCAGGCAGUCGGCGGCGUCACGCCCGUCUUUGACCACAUCCUCGCCCAGCGGGUGCUGACCGAGGACGUCUUCUCCGUCUACUACAGCAGGAAUUCCCACUUGCUAGGGGGCGAGAUCGUGCUGGGAGGCAGUGACCCCCAGUAUUACCAAGAGAAUUUCCACUACGUGAGCAUCAGCAAGCCUGGCUCCUGGCAGAUCAGAAUGAAAGGGGUGUCUGUGAGGUCGACCACCUUGCUCUGUGAGGAGGGCUGCAUGGUCGUAGUGGAUACUGGUGCAUCUUACAUCUCAGGCCCCACCAGCUCCCUGAGACUGCUCAUGGAGGCCUUGGGGGCCAAGGAGCUCAGCAUAGAUGAAUAUGUCGUGAACUGUAACCAGAUGCCCACACUCCCCGACAUCUCCUUCCACCUUGGAGGCAAAGCCUACACACUCACCAGUGCGGACUAUGUGUUACAGGACCCCUACAAUAAUGAUGAUCUGUGCACACUGGCCCUGCAUGGUAUGGACAUCCCACCACCCACUGGACCAGUCUGGGUCCUGGGUGCCACCUUCAUCCGCAAGUUCUACACGGAGUUUGAUCGGCGUAACAAUCGCAUCGGCUUUGCCCUGGCCCGCUGAGGCCCUCUGCUGCCCUGCCCUGGCCCAGAACUAGAGCACUCUCUGGGACCACCCCCCAACCCCUGCCUGUGCCCUCACUCAGGGGGGUGGAAGUCCCCCCAGAUGUGUGCCUUGCCCCCAGUACUGGCUCUUCCCUUCUUUGAGGACCACAAAAUAAAGACUUCAUGUUUCCAA
Capra hircus (goat) is the source of this 2338-nucleotide messenger RNA. RefSeq names its product renin (gene REN). Gene Ontology annotation, molecular function: aspartic-type endopeptidase activity. Gene Ontology annotation, biological process: angiotensin maturation. The transcript has 9 exons. The coding region runs from base 968 to 2164 and encodes 398 amino acids. The record is from RefSeq and is a predicted model, not a curated record. Lineage: Eukaryota; Metazoa; Chordata; Mammalia; Artiodactyla; Bovidae.